Messenger RNA from Lingula anatina, 1785 nucleotides. Its product is annotated as protein mono-ADP-ribosyltransferase PARP14-like. Lineage: Eukaryota; Metazoa; Brachiopoda; Lingulata; Lingulida; Lingulidae. The record is from RefSeq and is a predicted model, not a curated record. Gene Ontology annotation, molecular function: NAD+ poly-ADP-ribosyltransferase activity; transcription corepressor activity; RNA binding. Gene Ontology annotation, biological process: protein poly-ADP-ribosylation; negative regulation of gene expression. Gene Ontology annotation, cellular component: cytoplasm; nucleus.
AUGGAGUCUACAUACACGUGGGGAUAUGCAAGCUUCAGUGCUGCCUGCCAGACACACGGGGCCACAUCAUGGAGCAGCCCACCGCCUUAUGAAAGUUUAGAGCAAGGUCCUUCCCUGCCAAGGCACCAUGUUACUGCUCCACGAAAUGCCCAUAACUUGCCUAGCCCAUUGUCAGCACAGGAAAUCCCUCCCCUUUACUCUGGGUCUCAAGGUGGCAACCUUGGCUCUCCUUAUGAAACCAGAGACAGACAUGAACAUGAGGAGGGUGAGACCAAUAAAGAGGAAUGUACACUUGAGGUGCGAGGGUUCAACUGCGCAACGUCAGAAGAAACCAUUUGUAUGUUCUUUGAAAGUGAAAAGCGAUCUGGAGGGGGUGAAAUUGAAAGCUGUUAUGUGAAUCGUGAUGACAUGGUUAUCACGCUGGUUUUCAAGACGAAGAAAGUUGCUGAGAGGGUGCUGAAAAGACAAGAUUUGACACUGGCAGGUGCUAGUUUAGAAAUCAGCAAGCCUGUGCCAAAGACAGGAACUGUCCUCGCAUGUAACACGGUAAUGGUUACUGGCGUGAAACCGGAGAUGUCAGACGAGACAUUGGAGAUGUUCUUUGAGCAGGAAAAGAGAAGCGGUGGAGGACUAAUUAAGGAAAUGAAAAGAGAGUUUGAAAAAAAUUGCAUAUAUAUCGUCUUUGAUGAUGUAACAGUUGCCUCUCGAGUAGUGGACAGGGGAACAUUUAUACUGGAGGGAACAGAGUUAAAGGCGGUCUGGCGAGAGAACGAGGAAGAUUCGACUGGCAUAGAAACAACACAAGUUUCAGCCACGAUAGAAGUACAUGGGAUAAGGGCAGAGACUUCAGACGAGAAGAUUGAAAUGUUUUUUGAAAACAUGAAACGGUCGGGUGGUGGUGAUAUACAGCGGCUAGAGAGAAACCUGGAAAAGGGCGUUGUCUGGAUCACUUUCUGUGACCCAUCUGUUGCUUCACGUGUUCUUGGAAAGAGGGACAUUCUCUUUGAGGGUGCCCAGCUACAAGUAUGCAUGCCUAAGCCCCAGCAAAAAGAAGAGCUUUCUCACAUUGUCGAAGUCCACGGCGUGAAACAGGAGACAUCCACAGACACCGCUGAAAUGUUUUUCGAAAAUGAACGAAAAUCAGGUGGCGGAGAUAUUGAGCACAUGGAAAGGGAUGCUACUACAGGCGUUAUCAAAAUUACUUAUGCAGAUUCCAAAAUUGCCGAACGUGUCCUAGCCCAAGAAAACCUGAUUCUCGAGGGUGCACCAAUACGUGUCUGUCGGCCCCAGCCAGAUAAAGCAGAUGACACAGCUGGCAACAUAAUGCAGGAAGAUAGCAUGGUUAUCAAUGCAAUAGUGGUUCAUGGAAUACAUCAGACAACAUCUGAUGACACAAUCGAGUUGUUUUUUGAAAACAAACGGAAAUCUGGAGGUGGUGAAAUUGCAAAAUUGGAAAGGAAUCCCUUGACAGAAGAUGUGACAAUCACCUUUGUAGAUCCAGAAGUUGCUGACAGAGUAUUAGAAAGAGGUCUCCUCAAACUUGAAGGAGCCACACUGACCAUAUGCAGGCUGACACCACCAGAACCAGUCAGGUCCGUAGAAAUUCGCGGCUUUCAUCAAAACACCUCAGAUGACAGCUUAGAGAUGUUGUUUGAAAGUAAAAAACGCAGUGGUGGCGGUGAGAUUGAGGACAUCAACAUUGAUAGAGCAUCUGGUGUUGCUGUUAUUACCUAUAAAGACCAUGAAGGUAUUUUUUGCUUUUCCUUUUUUGACUGGGAUAAAUAA